This is a messenger RNA of Octopus sinensis (East Asian common octopus), 5302 nucleotides long. RefSeq lists its product as uncharacterized. Gene Ontology annotation, biological process: regulation of gene expression. Gene Ontology annotation, cellular component: nucleus. The transcript is spliced from 5 exons. Bases 324 to 5102 code for a protein of 1592 amino acids. Lineage: Eukaryota; Metazoa; Mollusca; Cephalopoda; Octopoda; Octopodidae. The record is from RefSeq and is a predicted model, not a curated record.
AUAUCUCGCAGAUAGCCUAAUAGGAUGAUAUCUGAUUGGUCAGUUUGGCAUCCCCUUUUAAAGAUCAAUUAGCGUGGAGGUAGUAGUGAAAUGAGUAAAAAGCAUCUGUCACUGGAAGUUGACCCCAUCCAUAUAUGGCUAUCUGUUAAAUAUUCUGAAGAGAUUCGAUUGGACAGCGACCACGCACCAACUGAACAACUAAAUGACUAACUACUACUACUCACUAACUUUGCUCCCCAAUUUCUUUCGACUAAAAACAGUAGCUUUAACUUCUGCUUAGUCUGUGCUUUCGAAGAGAACUUGACAUUCGGACUAACUGCGAAAUGAUGACCACAGGACGGAUUACAAAACUUGAUAAAAUACAUCAGAAACACAGAAAACAAAAAUCUCCCCGAAAAAUAGCGCUUGUGAGAUUCGAACAGACAUGCCAAGGAAAUGAAGACAUAGUGCCUCACACUAGCGAGGAUGUAGGUAAAUCUGUGAUGUCCCAGAAUGCAACAUAUUCUUCCGAUGUAGAUAGAAGACAUGAAGACAUAAGUCACAAUAGUCAAAGACAGCUUCCUCCAACAACUGCCAUUGUUAGCGACAUCUCUCAAAGGCAUGCUUCCGCUUCUACUGCCACAGCUUCUGUUGAGGAACUAAAUGGUCAACAGAGCAUUGAAGACGUAAGUAGUAGAUUCUCAGAAAUAGCUAAUCACAGACAACCAGAAAGUCUCGAUCAUAGAAACUGUGAAGAAUUCAAUAGUCGACACCUGGAUGAAAGCAGCAAUAGGCAGGAAGUGGGUUACAGACAUGUUAAUCAGCUUAAUAAUCGGCAUGUUAACGAACAUGCUCUCAGGCACUCCGAAGACUUACACCAUAGACAUAGUGAUGGCUCAUCUCUAAGAAUUACUGCUGAAGAAUCGACUCUUAGACAUCCAGAGGACCCUAGUUUAAGAAAUACUGAGGAAUCAAUUCUCCGACACUCGGACGAUAACAUGCUUCGACAUUCAGACGACUCGAUCCUACGCUUACCUGACAGCAUCGUACAGAGACACGCUGAUGAACUGAAUAAAUGUCAUCCAGGAGAAAUAAGGCAUUCAGAAGAUUUAAGACAUCAAGACGAUUUAAGACAUCAAGAUGAUUUAAGACAUCAAGAUGAUUUGAGACACUCUGAAGAAUUGAGACCUCCUGAAAGCCUGAGGCAAUCUGAAGAUUUGAGACAUUCUGAUGAUCUCAGACACUCUGAUGAGUUGAGACAUCCAGAGAAUUUGAGACAUAUUGAGAAGCUGCGUCACCAAGAUAGUUUCAGACAUUCAGGAGAUCUCAGGCAUCCCGAUGAAAUGCAUCAUCGAGAUGACUCGAGACAUCAAGACGACCUCCAUCAUCCUGAGAGCCUAAGACAUCCGGAAGAUCUAAAACACCUCGAAGACUUGCGUCAUCCGGAUGAAUUAAGGCAUCCAGAUGAGUUGAGCUAUCGCCAUCCUGACCAGCUAGGUCUUCUCCAUCCAGAUACAAAAUUGAACCAUAGGCGACCAGAUGAAUUGACACCAAGGAUUCCAGAUGAUCUUCGAUGUAGGCAAAUGGGUGAAUUAAGUCAUAGGCACUCAGAUGAGCUUGGUCAUAGACUUUCUGACGAUCUUGUACCUCAGUUUCCUCAAGAUUUAAGCCCAAAUAACUCAGAUGAUCUCAGUCCACAGCAUUCCAUUGAUGAUUUAAAUCUUCGGCAUCCUGGAUCCGACUUUAGUCAGCGAUAUCAUGAUGAUUUAAGUUUACGAAACCCAGACUCAUAUCAGCCAAAUGUCAGCAGUUACAACAAUAUCAGCAUCAACGAACUUUCACCUCAUACACCUCAAUCUAUUUCACCUUCAUCUCUUCCUGAUGUUACAUGUCACCUCAAUAAUGAGGGUAUUUUCGUAUGUCACUUAUGCAACUUUUCAGUCGCUGGUAAAGAGGCAUUCCAAGAACACACUUCCAUCCAUUUUAAACAUGCAUGCCCAAUGUGUGAAUAUAAAUCAAGAACCGAAGGAAGACUGAAAAAACAUAUUGAGAACUUUCAUAGCAACACUUCUCCAGAACAACUGGCUGCCAAUAAACAGAAGAAAGGCAAGAUGCCGGCUAAACCAAAGAAAUUUACUUGUAAAACUUGUGGCCAUGAAACACCUACAAAGGUGGAAUUCUGGUCACAUGCCCGCUCUCAUAUGCGAGAGGAUAAAGUCUUGAACUGCCAGUUUUGUCCGUUUGUCACUGAGUAUAAGCAUCAUCUGGAGUAUCACCUGCGAAAUCAUAUGGGUUCAAAGCCAUUCAAGUGUAGCCAGUGUAAUUACCGCUGCGUUAACAAGUCCAUGCUAAACAGUCACAUGAAAUCACAUACUAACGUCUACCCAUUUCGUUGUCAGGAUUGUGGAUAUGCUACUAAAUAUUGCCACAGCCUGAAGCAGCAUCUGGAUAAGCUAGGACACAUGCCAUCCACUGUCCUUAACAGUGAUGGCAGCCUUCCCCAAGGACUCGAUAACAAUGUUUCUCGGCUGAGAUUUGCAAAAGGCCGACGUGUCAAAAUAGCGUGCAGGGGUCCGACCCUGCGCAAACCCGAUAGGCGCCAGUAUAUGCAGGGUGGGUUCUUUCCUAUGGGGAUGCCACCCCAAGUGAUGAAUGGAACAGUACUCCCACCAUACUGGCAUUUAAUGAACCAGAUGCCUCCGAAUGGCUUUCAUCCAGCUGUGCCAAGACCACCCCCGCCACUGAUUCCAGUCUCUGGGACGCACUCAGGCGAUCCGCACCAACAUUCACCUCAACAACAACAACAGCAAUCACCUUCCCAGCAACAACAGCCACCACCACCACCUCCUCCACAACAACAGCAACCACACCAACAACAUCCACCAGCACCACAACAGUCACCACAACAGCAGCAACCACUACCACACCAGCCACCACUCCAACAGCAACCACAACCACAACAGCAGCAGCCUCUGCAGCCGCCGCAUAACCAGCAGCAACCGCAGCCUCUGCAACCACCUCAUCCCCCUCAUGCCCCUUCACAACAGCUCUCACAAGGCCAGCAGCACACACAGCAGUCACAGGUUCAACUCCCAACACAGCCAUCGCAGCAACAUCCGCAACAGCUUCCACAGCAUCAUCAUCAUACACAGCAACAACAUCAACAACAGCAGCAGCAACAACAACAACAGCAACAACAGCUCUCCACUCUACAACAGUCUCAGAACCAACAACACCAACAACAACAGCAACCACAACAACAACAACCACAACAACCACCACAACAACCACAACAACAACCUCCACAACAACAAAUGCAACAACAACAGCAAACACAGCAAGCACAGCAGCAUCAGCAGCAUCCCCCACAAGAUAUUUCUGUUUCUACCUCAGUGACAUCUGUUGUCAAUUCAGGCUUGUACAAGUGUACCUUCUGCAGUGUAACAACUGAAACUAUGGAAGCCUUGAACAACCACCUCUUAAAAGUUCAUGCUGCAGAGAACCAAGAUUUAUUUAAUGCUUUUGGCAUUUCCUCUGAAGCACUCCUUGAAGAUCACAAUUUGCGAUCAACAAUGAUAUCAAAUACGUUUAAUCAACCUGAUGUUUCAGACACUAAACGAACAGAAACAUCAGAUUCAAUGUAUGGAAGCUCUGAUACAAAUUUUCAGCAGUCAAACAAUGGAAGUCCACAAUUUACUGAUAUCAAAUCUGACAUAAAAUCAGAGAAUGUUCCACCGAAAUCUAAUGGUGUGGCUACACAUUCCAUAAUUCAGUCCAGUGAGUCAACAUCACCCCAGGCUAGCACAAUCAAACAAAUGAUGAACCGCUUUGGUAUGGGUCCUCUUUCUGCAUCUCAAGCCAGCCCUGAUGUGCCACAAACAACUGAAAUUCCUCUGGACCUACGUAAACCAAAGUCACCGAUCAUGUCUACUCCUUUCAUAGGUGGUGGUCAUGACCUUGAAGGCAGAAAUAACAACCUUCCUGGUUCUACUGUUCAGCCAACAAAUGUUCUUACUUCCCCCAUCACAAGCAUCCAUAGCUCUGCGAUGACAAACAUGAAACGUACUCCUUUUCAAGAAGCCAUACCUAAGAAACGAUCUAGAAAAAGCAGAGCAUUUAAGCGAGACACUUUUCAAAUAAAAUAUGAAGACCAUCUGUCUAUGACAGAUGUCGAUGAGGAACUUUCUCAUGGUAAUAAAAGCAGUAGUGUUAGCCCAGAUGUGCCGCCAGAUUGCAUGGAACCUCAAACCUCUGAGUGUACAUCAGAUACAGCAGCAUAUUCCAUGUACUCUGCGGAUAAGAGAAAGACACCGACUGAAGAUUACCCUACUGGAUCUUUCCGGUCAACUCCAAGCAACGAAAAGAGUCCACAAGGGACGGAAGAACAUGUGAUCAGCUAUGAACAGCUUCAUAAAAGUUUGCAGAUUCUCAAUGAAGAACUAGAGCAUAAACCAGAUAUCUCUGGUCAUCUUCCUAGCGGUCAGCUCAACGAGAGUAUGUCAGUUUCACAACAACAACAGCAACAACCUCCUCCUCCUCCUCUUCCUCCCCAUCCUUCACAGCAGCCAGUACAGCAAAACCCCCAGCUAACAUCACAGCAACUCCCACAACCUUCAACAUCAGCCUCUGUAUCAUCCGACAGUGUUUCUGGUGAUCUCUUACCUGAACAAAUGAAUCAUUUCUUAAACACAUAUUAUAGCCAACAAAAUUCUUUGUCAGGGAUGCAUCGUCGGGGUUCUAAAAUUGCAAUGCAAAUAAUCCAAGAGACAGGUAGUAGUAGCCAACACCAAGCAAACAAUCAAACGCCUCCUUCAAAUUCAAUGCUACCCCCACAACACAAUGGGAAUGUUCCCCCAUUCAGACGUUACCCCAUGAAUCCCAAUGACGGUGGCAAUCCAAACAAUAAUAGCAAUCCAAAAAUGGAUCGCAAAAACAAAGAUCAAGAGAAUGAAGAAACAUUUGAGUGUGGGCAUUGUGGCAUUGUCUACAGAAGUUGUAUAAUGUAUACCAUUCACAUGGGCUAUCAUUGCCAACAAGACCCACUUAAAUGCAACAUGUGUGGACAUCAAAGCAGAGAUAAGAUAGAGUUUUUUAUCCAUAUUGCCAGAGCACCCCAUGUAUAAGUUUUAUGGUAACUAUGUAAAAAAAAAAAAUUAUAAAAAUAAAAACAAACAAACGAAAAACAAAAACACAGAGAUAACAAAAAAAAAAGGAAGAGAGAAAGAGAGAGAGAGAGAAAGAGAGAGAUAGCAAAAUGAGAAAGUGAAAACAAUAUUUGGUCAAUGAGCAGAGAUUAGUGGCAGCUGCACGUCCUUUGUAUUCU